AUGGAUCAGAGGGCCGUGUGUGCCGGAUGCCACCGGCUGAUUAGAGACAGAUUCCUGCUCAAAGUCACUGACGGCCUCUGGCAUGAGGAGUGUGUGCGAUGCGCGGCUUGCGGGGACGCGCUGACCAGCUCCUGCUUUCUGCGGGACCGACAACUUUACUGCAAGCGGGACUAUGCCGAUCUGUUUGCGGGUCUGUUUGCGGUGCGUUGUGGGGGCUGUGCGGAGGCCAUCUCUCCUGCAGAGCUGGUGAUGCGUGCAGGAGCCGCUGUGUUCCACCUGCGCUGCUUCACCUGCAGCGUGUGUUCCUGCCGCCUGCAGACUGGAGACCACUGUGUCCUCAGGGAGGGACAGCUACUGUGUGCUAGAGAGGACUACCACCAGUGUCUGGCCAGCCCGACUUCCUCUGACACAGGGAAAAGUGAUGAUGAUGACGAAGAGGUGGAGGAAUCUGGGAGGGUUUCUGGCAAACGAAUUAGAUCAGAAGACCCGGAGAGCAAACGUCCCAAAAGGCCUCGCACUAUUUUGACCACUCAACAAAGACGGAUCUUUAAAGCCUCCUUUGAGGUCUCAUCCAAGCCUUGCCGAAAGGUAAGGGAGACCUUGGCAGCAGAGACUGGUCUGAGUGUUCGGGUUGUGCAGGUCUGGUUCCAGAACCAAAGAGCCAAAAUGAAGAAACUGGCCAGGAGACAGCAGCAGCAGCAGGAGCAGCAGCAGACUCAGGAGCAGCUUGAACACCCAUCACAUCACACAGUGCCCUCCCGUGGUCUGACCUCUGAGCUGGAGUGCCUGGGGUCCGCUUACUCCCACAUUCAGCAGCAGCAGAUGGGACUCACCACGCUGGAGCAGCAGGACUAUGACAUGGACCCCUUCAGACAGGGCCUGACCCCACCUCAGAUGCCAGGGGAUCACAUGCACCCCUAUGGUUACAAGGGCCUCUACAGUGACAUGGACCAAGACCAUUUUUGUCCUGUGACUGACAGCGACUGUCUGUCUCUGGGUGACUCCUCUCUACUCACCCCCAUUGACCGCCUCUACUCCAUGCAGGACUCGUACUUCGCCUCCUGAAAGUAGACACCGGACUCAGUGAGAAGCGGUUCAUCUCCUUCGCUCAGCAUUGCUCUCUGGCCACAUUAUUUGUCUGUCCAGACCAUGCACAAGGUAGUUGAGGAUGUGGGUGCAAAAUGACUGCCAUGGGGAUAUGGGUACACUGUGAUACCGUGCAAUACACUGUAAAUCAGUGGUAAUCAGGCACCUCCAUAUAAACAUGCACACUCUUAUGCUUUACUACC
Molecule: messenger RNA, 1289 nt
Organism: Scomber scombrus (Atlantic mackerel)
Lineage: Eukaryota; Metazoa; Chordata; Actinopteri; Scombriformes; Scombridae
Gene: lmx1a
Product: LIM homeobox transcription factor 1, alpha
Exons: 7
Coding region: 1-1065 (354 amino acids)
Biological process (GO): regulation of transcription by RNA polymerase II; neuron differentiation
Cellular component (GO): nucleus
Molecular function (GO): RNA polymerase II transcription regulatory region sequence-specific DNA binding; DNA-binding transcription factor activity, RNA polymerase II-specific
Source: RefSeq, a predicted model, not a curated record